AUGACGAUUUCGAACGCGGUGGUCGGGAAUUUGACGACGAUUUACCUUUUUGUCUUCGCCGCGAUGAAGGCCUACAGCCUCGCCGUGGGGCGGAGCUUCGGCGGCGUCUACGUCCUCGCCCUGUCGACGGCGGUGGUGGCCGCAAUCCUCAUCGGAAGCCUCGCUUGGGACGUCUCGCGGAAGGCGACGCAGGCUCUUAUGGCGCGCGACCACCAUCAUGAAAUGUGCCGUGGCGGCAUCUGCUGGCACGGCGUCGCCGCCAAAUCGCCGGCGUCUGAGGUCCGGUUCCGCCUCCGUCACCACCAUAAUCUCUGA
Molecule: messenger RNA, 315 nt
Organism: Salvia splendens (bonfire salvia)
Lineage: Eukaryota; Viridiplantae; Streptophyta; Magnoliopsida; Lamiales; Lamiaceae
Exons: 1
Coding region: 1-315 (104 amino acids)
Source: RefSeq, a predicted model, not a curated record